AUGCCGACCUUUCAGAGCAAAAAGUUCCGGAGCGCCGGCGAGUCCAACGCCAUGGGGGCCCGGUACCGGGCAGUCAUGAGCAAGCGCCCAUUCCUCAUGUUUGGCCUGCCGUUCCUGGCCGUCAUCAUCGCCGGCUCCUUUGUCCUGACACCGGCGACGGCUAUUCGGUACGAGCGACACGACCGCCGCGUGCGCCAGAUGACGCGCGACGAGGAGCUCAACGUGCGGCGCUCGGCGCGCAAGGUGGACAUGCGCGAGGAAUACUAUAGACUCGCCGGCGGCAAAGAUUUGGACAACUGGGAACAGAAGCGCGUGGAACGACUUCCGGGCGAAAGCGACGGCAUCAACUUUGCCUUUGCGCAGCUCCUCCUCGGCAAGGGCUGCAAUGUCGUCCUGGCCGACAUCAAGCUGCGGCCCAAGGCCGAAGAGCUGGUGAGCCAGCAUAGCGCCGCCGGCGAGGGCCCGCGCGCCGUCUUCGUCAAGACGGACGUGACGGCGUGGGAGGACCUGCGCGGCAUGCUCGACACGGCCGUCGCCGAGUUUGGCGGCUUCGACAUUGUGUGUCCCGGCGCGGGCGUCUUUGAGCCGCUGACGUCAAGCUUCUGGCACCCGCCCGGCUCCGACACGAGCUGGGACUUUGUCGACGCCAACCACUACACGUCGCUCGACAUCAACCUGACGCACCCCAUCCGCACGACGCAGCUGGCGCUGCAGCACUGGCUGGCGCCGGAGAAUGCGGCGCGGCAGACGCCCGAGACGCCCAAGCGCGUGGUCACCAUCGCUUCUAUUGCCGGCUACAUGCCCGUGUUUCCCUCGCCGCUCUACGUCGCCGCCAAGUAUGGCGUCGUCGGCUUCACCCGCUCCAUGGCCCCGCUCGAGGCCGCGGUCGGGAUCCGCGUGAGCGCCGUCGCGCCGGGCGCCGUGCGCACGCCCAUGCUGCUGGAGCAUCCGGACCGCGAUAAUGUGAUUGACGACGGCGAGGACGUGCUUAUCAGCGUGCAAAAGGUGGCCGAGGCGAUGCUGCUGCUCGUCGAGUCUGAGGACCACCCGGGCGGCACCAUCCUCGAGGUCUCGGCCAAGGGCACCAGACCGGUGUCGGUAUGGAAUGACCCGGGCCCGAGCCAAGAACCGCGCCAGGGCACGACGAUGUCGAAGAUGGGGGUUGCGACAGAGAAUGUCGUAGCCACGCUCACGGACGGCACAUGGCAGAAGAAGUAG
Cordyceps militaris CM01 is the source of this 1218-nucleotide messenger RNA. Its product is annotated as short chain dehydrogenase/reductase family oxidoreductase, putative. The coding region runs from base 1 to 1218 and encodes 405 amino acids. The record is from RefSeq and is a predicted model, not a curated record. The transcript is spliced from 3 exons. NCBI's taxonomy places the organism in Eukaryota, Fungi, Ascomycota, Sordariomycetes, Hypocreales, Cordycipitaceae. Gene Ontology annotation, cellular component: cytoplasm; mitochondrial membrane. Gene Ontology annotation, molecular function: oxidoreductase activity, acting on the CH-OH group of donors, NAD or NADP as acceptor.